CCAUUGCCUUGUGGUCACAGGAUGGAAGUCUGCAGGUGUCACCACGGUUACCUAAUCUCUCUUCUCCUUUUCCUGUUCCAUUCAGAGACAGCCUGCCACCCCCUGGGAAAGAGACCCUGCGAGAUGCAAGCCUUCAGAAUCUGGGAUGUCAACCAGAAGACCUUCUACCUGAGAAAUAACCAGCUAGUUGCUGGAUACUUGCAAGGACCAAAUACUAAAUUGGAAGAGAAGAUAGAUGUGGUGCCCAUCGAGCCGCAUGCUAUGUUCCUGGGGAUCCAUGAGGGGAAGCUGUGCCUGGCCUGUGUCAAGUCUGGUAAUGAGAUCAAGCUCGGGUUGGAGCCGGUAAACAUCACUGACCUGAACAGCAGCAAGGAGGAGGACAAACGCUUCGCCUUCAUCCGCUUCGACAGCGGGCCCACCACCAGCUUCGAGUCGGCCGCCUGCCCCGGCUGGUUCCUCUGUACCGCGCUGGAGACCGACCAGCCCGUGGGCCUCACCAAUACGCCUAAAGAUGCUGUCCAGGUCACCAAGUUCUACUUCCAGCAGGACCAGUAG
Lipotes vexillifer (Yangtze River dolphin) is the source of this 555-nucleotide messenger RNA. It is a transcript of the gene IL1RN, whose product is annotated as interleukin 1 receptor antagonist. Gene Ontology annotation, biological process: negative regulation of interleukin-1-mediated signaling pathway; inflammatory response to antigenic stimulus. Gene Ontology annotation, molecular function: cytokine activity; interleukin-1 receptor antagonist activity; interleukin-1 receptor binding. Bases 22 to 555 code for a protein of 177 amino acids. Lineage: Eukaryota; Metazoa; Chordata; Mammalia; Artiodactyla; Lipotidae. The transcript is spliced from 4 exons. The record is from RefSeq and is a predicted model, not a curated record.